AUGUAUGAACUUUCAACUACUGGUUUCGAUUAUACAAUGCUUUUAGCAUUGCUUUCUUCGGGUGUAUUAUUGGCAAUUGUUGUCUACGAAUUACUCUUGUUGACGGAUCUAGAAGGAAAUGAUAUCAAUUCUAUAGAGUUUUGCAAGAAAUACAACAAAUUCAUUAUGCCAGAAUACAUCGUUCAAGCUGUUUUCACUGUUUGGUUUUUAGUUACAUUUAGAUUUGUUCUUUUCCUCCUCAAUGCACCUGUAUUAUAUUAUCACUUCCAAAGAUAUCAAACUAGAACUCAUAAGAACGAUCCAACAAAAGUAUAUUCACACACCAGUAAGAUGGGUAACCAUUUAAUGCUCAAAUUAGUAUUCUAUAUGGUUAUGUUCUUUAUUUAUCUUUUUGUUUUAUUAUUUAAUUUCUUUUCUGAUUAA
Heterostelium album PN500 is the source of this 423-nucleotide messenger RNA. RefSeq names its product cornichon family protein. Bases 1 to 423 code for a protein of 140 amino acids. The transcript is spliced from 3 exons. Gene Ontology annotation, cellular component: COPII-coated ER to Golgi transport vesicle; endoplasmic reticulum membrane. Lineage: Eukaryota; Evosea; Eumycetozoa; Acytosteliales; Acytosteliaceae. The record is from RefSeq and is a predicted model, not a curated record. Gene Ontology annotation, biological process: endoplasmic reticulum to Golgi vesicle-mediated transport.